CUCUUGUGCAAUCGAUGGCUCAGGUUGGCUGCGCGGGGAGCGGCCAGGGGCUCGCUGGCGCGCACGCCGCGGAGCCAUGAACGACUUUGACGAGUGCGGCCAGAGCGCAGCCAGCAUGUACCUGCCGGGCUGCGCCUACUAUGUGGCCCCGUCUGACUUCGCUAGCAAGCCUUCGUUCCUUUCCCAACCGUCGUCCUGCCAGAUGACUUUCCCCUACUCUUCCAACUUGGCGCCGCACGUCCAGCCCGUGCGCGAAGUGGCCUUCCGCGACUACGGCCUGGAGCGCGCCAAGUGGCCGUACCGCGGCGGCGGCGGCGGCGGCAGCGCGGGGGGCGGCAGCAGCGGGGGCGGCCCCGGCGGGGGCGGCGGCGGCGCGGGGGGCUACGCUCCCUACUACGCGGCGGCGGCGGCGGCGGCUGCGGCGGCCGCGGCGGCCGAGGAGGCGGCCAUGCAACGCGAGCUUCUCCCGCCCGCGGGCCGCCGGCCGGACGUGCUCUUCAAGGCGCCUGAGCCGGUGUGCGCUGCGCCGGGGCCGCCGCACGGCCCCGCGGGCGCCGCCUCCAACUUCUACAGCGCGGUGGGCCGCAAUGGCAUCUUGCCACAGGGCUUCGACCAGUUCUACGAGGCAGCGCCCGGGCCCCCGUUCGCCGGGCCGCAGCCCCCGCCGCCGCCCGCGCCGCCACAGCCCGAGGGCGCAGCUGACAAGGGCGACCCCAAGACCGGGGCUGGUGGCGGCGGGGUCAGUCCCUGCACCAAGGCGACCCCUGGCUCGGAGCCCAAGGGGGCAGCGGAAGGCAGCAGUGGCGACGGCGAGGGCCCCCCGGGAGAGGCGGGGGCCGAGAAGAGCGGCGGCGCAGUUGCCCCCCAGCGGUCCCGGAAAAAGCGCUGUCCCUAUACCAAGUACCAGAUUCGCGAACUGGAACGCGAGUUUUUCUUUAACGUGUACAUAAACAAAGAGAAAAGACUUCAACUCUCUCGGAUGCUCAACCUCACUGACCGGCAAGUCAAAAUCUGGUUCCAGAAUCGCAGGAUGAAAGAAAAGAAACUGAACAGAGACCGUCUGCAGUAUUUCACUGGAAACCCCUUAUUUUGAGAGCUCCAGGAAGCGCCCCCUCCCCAGCCCCACUCACCCACCCUCCUUCCCACCAGCCUGCUCUCCGCAGGCCCACUGUCCUUGGGUUUAAUGACGUCUCUUCUCUGUGGAACUUCACGAUUCCUUCCCACGGUCAACUCGGGACCUCCCAGCGACCACUGCAGCCUGCGGACGAGGCCGGGACUUGGCCGAGCGGAUCCUAAUAAGGGGAAAAUGGUAAAUGCAAACGUCCCUUUACAAUUUUACCGCCAAUGUGCUGUCGUUCCCCCUCCCCCCUCUCCGAGUCCUCGUGGGGACACGGCGGGGUCUGUAGGAAGUUGGGCCGGGUUGGGGGUGCUAGAAGGCGCUGGUGUUUUGCUCUGAGUUUUAAGAGAUCCCUUCCUUCCUCUUCGGUGAAUGCAGAUUAUUUAAACUUUGGGAAAUGUACCUUUAGUCUGUCAUAUCAAGGCAUGAGUCACUGUCUUUUUUUGUGUGAAUAAAUGGUUUCUAGUAAAAUGGAGGUUACAGCUUCAAUACACUGUAUGAAUUCUCCUCCUUGAGGUUUAGUGCCUCCUUAGGAUAUUUUAGUGGCCAGAACCCAUGCAACUGAAAAUCGAAUGAAAUACUUUUUAG
This is a messenger RNA of Gorilla gorilla gorilla (western lowland gorilla), 1705 nucleotides long. RefSeq names its product homeobox D11 (gene HOXD11). The transcript has 2 exons. The coding region runs from base 77 to 1093 and encodes 338 amino acids. Gene Ontology annotation, biological process: anatomical structure development; regulation of transcription by RNA polymerase II. Gene Ontology annotation, molecular function: RNA polymerase II cis-regulatory region sequence-specific DNA binding; DNA-binding transcription factor activity, RNA polymerase II-specific. Gene Ontology annotation, cellular component: nucleus. Lineage: Eukaryota; Metazoa; Chordata; Mammalia; Primates; Hominidae. The record is from RefSeq and is a predicted model, not a curated record.